GUAAAUUCGACUGUUUAUACACAUAUAUAUGGACAUAAUCAUCCUAUCCGUCAUAGUUCACAUAACAACACUAAUAUCAGAAGAUAGGAUUACGUAAAGAUGAAAGUUACCGUGCUUCUGCUGGGAUUAGCUGUCUAUGUGAGUGGUGUGCCGCAGCAAGGCGGAGAGCCCAUCCCGAUCCUCAGACAGGACCAGGAGAUUGAUUUUGAUGGAUCGUAUAAAUAUAGCUACGAAACAGCUAAUGGUAUCGUAGCCGAAGAGCAGGGCUACCUAAAGAACGCAGGCCAGCCAGAACAGGAAGCCCAAGUAGCCCAGGGUCAGUUCCAGUACACUUCACCCGAAGGUCAAAUCAUUCAACUGACGUACCUGGCCGAUGAAAAUGGCUUCCAACCCCAAGGAGAACAUCUUCCUACCCCACCACCGAUUCCACCGGCAAUCCAGCGGGCGUUGGAUUGGAUCGCACAGCAACCACCAUCUGCUGAAGAACAGAGCUAUCAAAGGAAGAAAAAGUGAAGCGUG
Molecule: messenger RNA, 519 nt
Organism: Acanthoscelides obtectus
Lineage: Eukaryota; Metazoa; Arthropoda; Insecta; Coleoptera; Chrysomelidae
Source: the annotation of a GenBank genome assembly